This is a messenger RNA of Gracilinanus agilis (Agile Gracile Mouse Opossum), 387 nucleotides long. RefSeq names its product ly-6/neurotoxin-like protein 1. Lineage: Eukaryota; Metazoa; Chordata; Mammalia; Didelphimorphia; Didelphidae. The transcript has 3 exons. The record is from RefSeq and is a predicted model, not a curated record. The coding region runs from base 1 to 387 and encodes 128 amino acids.
AUGAAGCUGUUUCUGCCUGCCUUGUUUCUGCUGGGGACUUUGUGUGUAAAUUUUGCUCACUCCCUAGAAUGCCACGUGUGCUGCGGGCCUGAGAGCUGCCGGGCUCCCGUCGAAUGCUCCCCAACAGACAAGUACUGUCUUAUUACCCGGGCAAUCAACUCAAUCAACCCAAGUCAUAUCCUGGUGAUGAAGUCCUGUUCUCCAACAUGCCCGAACAGCACUAUCUCAAAUGAGGGACACGCCAUUUCUGUUGUCUGCUGCCAAGGAAAUAGAUGCAAUGGAAAGGGGGAGGCAGGUGCUUCCACCAGCCUAGUUGUCAGUCAAGGGGUUCUGUGGGUGGCUGUCUCCACAAGCCUCCUAUGGAUGCUCCUCCGAGCUUCCUGGUGA